UGGUAUCAUAAUUAUUCUUGCGGACAAGUGACUAUGACUUUUACAGGGGAUUCCAUGAUCAAACUGUGUAAGUAAUCAAGGGCUUGGUUCUGCAGUAAAACUAAGCAACAAUUUCGUUACAAACGUUGAAGAGAAAGGGGGAAUUGCGAUGAUAUUUGAACCGAUUUGAUCUUCUUCUUGUUCUCAUAUCCAUUACCUGACAUCAUAUGUGAUUGCAAGAGGAAGACCGAUUCUUGAAUUGUUUGUUUUCUAUGGCUGAGUUUGGGCAUAUCUUCCCACGUCAUUCUUUGCAGUUUAAGGGGACAUCAGCGGCCAUUCUUUCUGACACAAGUCUCUGAACACACGAUCCUUUCUGUCUUCUUCCUUCUUCCGAUUCCCAUGACCACCGCUCAAUUCAUCCUGCUGCUACUCUGUUUCUUAAAUGCCGCACGCGCUGACCUCCCCGGCGCGUGGGAACUCCUCGUCGCCGACGCCGGCAUCGCCUCAAUGCACACAGCGGUCACGCGUUUCAACACGGUCGUCCUCCUCGAUCGGACCAACAUAGGCCCCUCCAGAAAACUCCUCCCCCCAAACCACUGCAUUGUCAGCCCCACAAAUCCUCGCCGGAAAGACUGCACCGCCCACUCGGUCCUCCUCGAUUUACGAACUAACGGCAUCCGCCCCUUGACAAUUCUCACCGACACGUGGUGCUCAUCCGGCCAAUUCCUCCCCGACGGCAGCCUGGUCCAAACCGGCGGCGAUUUGGCCGGGUUUAAGAAGAUCCGCAAGUUCAUCCCCUGCGAACCGGGUUCUCUCUGCGAUUGGGAAGAACUGCAGGAUGUUCAGCUGCACCAGGGAAGAUGGUACGCCACUAACCAAAUUCUACCCGAUGGUUCCAUAAUUAUAAUCGGCGGAAGAACAGCCAACAGUGUGGAGUUUUACCCACCGAAAUCAGAGAUCGGUGCUGUAAAUUUGCCCUUCCUGAGCGAAGCCGAAGACAAUCAAAUGGACAAUCUAUAUCCCUACGUUCAUUUACUCCCCACCGGAGAGCUCUUCAUCUUUGCCAACAACAAAGCCGUAUUGUACGAUUAUUCUACCAACAAAGUGGUCAAAACUUACCCAAUUCUUGAGGGCGGGCCGAGGAAUUACCCAUCGGCGGGAUCGUCGGUGAUGCUUGCUUUGACCGGAGACUACUCGGCGGCGACGGUUGUCAUCUGCGGCGGAGCAGAGUAUGGUGCGUAUUUGCAGAGGAUGGCGGAUAGUCCGGCCCACGGUAGUUGCGGGCGGAUCGAGGCAACCCGACCCGAUCCGGUUUGGGAAAUGGAGGACAUGCCGUUUGGGAGGAUCAUGGGGGAUAUGGUAAUGCUACCCACCGGUGAUGUUUUGAUUAUUAAUGGAGCUCAGGCCGGGACCCAGGGUUUCGAGCGAGCUUCGGAACCGUGCCUGUUUCCGGUUCUGUACAGACCGGAUCAACCCGCCGGACUCCGGUUCAUGACCCUGAAGCCCGGCUCGGUUCCGAGGAUGUACCAUUCGACGGCGAAUUUGUUGCCGGACGGAAGAAUUUUGAUCGCAGGGAGCAAUCCGCAUUACUUUUACAAAUUCAAUGCCGAGUUCCCCACGGAGCUGAGGAUAGAAGCGUUUUCGCCGGAGUAUCUGUCGCCGGAAAAGGCCAAUAUUCGUGCGGAGUUGCUUGAUUUGCCGGAGAAGGUAGGCUACGGGGAAGUGUUCGAGGCCGCAGUGACGGUGGAGCUGCCGGUGGUGGGGAUGAUGGAGGUAAAUUUCGCGAGUGCUCCAUUCGCCACUCACUCGUUCUCGCAGGGACAGAGGCUAGUGAAGCUGUUGGUGGAAACUCCGGCCGUGGACGGCGGUGGCAAAUACAGAAUUAAAUGCACCUCUCCGGCGAAUGCGCGGGUGGCGCCACCGGGGUAUUACAUGGUGUUCGCAGUUUACCAAGGAGUGCCAAGUGUGGCCAAGUGGGUCCAAUUGGUGCCAUAAUUUCAUAAAAUUAUUAAUACAUUUAAUUUGUUUCAAAAACAAAAAAUUGAAAAUAUGGUCUUAGAUGUCGGUUGAAUUAA
Molecule: messenger RNA, 2054 nt
Organism: Andrographis paniculata
Lineage: Eukaryota; Viridiplantae; Streptophyta; Magnoliopsida; Lamiales; Acanthaceae
Product: aldehyde oxidase GLOX
Exons: 1
Coding region: 379-1974 (531 amino acids)
Source: RefSeq, a predicted model, not a curated record